ACGCGGAUAAUGAGUUCAGACAAUGAAAGCUGGGAGAAAUCACAGCCCGAUCUGCCGGGAUCCCUGGCUCCCCCACCCCCAAGGUGAGCGGGGCUGUGCAGGGGAGCUGGGCUGCCUCUCUCUCCCGUUCCUGCUGCUUUCCCUUCCCAAAGCUGGCACUGGGGCGUGCAGAGCGAGUCGGUGACACUCAUUAGUGCGCGGAGCUCGUUACAGCUCCUGGACCGGCUGCGGCUGCUCGGUGUGCUGCCGUGCACCGGCUUGCGGGGAGAGGAGUGGGCUCGGGCUGCACAAUUUGGGGACCGACCCGUUAAGUGGUCCCUGCCUCGAUACCGACCCUUAAUUCAGCCUCCUGCGGAGGACGGCACCCAUGGGGGCACGGCGGGCAGCCGAGGAGCGCGGGUUCCUGCGUGUGCCCGUGGAAACUACGAGCAGCUAACGCUCACUGCCUGAGCCCCCAGAUGGGACUAGACCCAAGCUCCUGCGCUCCAUAUGGGGAUGAAGGCAGAACCAUGUUACCUGCUACCUAAGGCCUCUGCUGCUGCGCCGGGAGCUUGUGGAUAUGGUCCUGCACCAGGCUUCACACACAGACUCUCAGCUCUGAGCAAGCCCCAGAGGUUUUAGUGGCAGCAGAGCCCCCCCAGGCGCGGGACGGACUCCGAUCACCCUGCGAUACAGGGCUGCAGCGCUGGAGAGUUACUAUGCAGCUUGGACUGCUUGUGGUGGUGGUUUUUCUGAGCUCGAUGGAUCUAACAGGCAGCAGCAAAGUGGUGAAGGGCAAGAGGCAAAGACGAAUUAGCACUGAGCUGAGUCAGGGCUGUGCCAGGGGCUGCGACCUGUGCUCCGAGUUCAAUGGGUGCCUGAGAUGUUCCCCCAAGCUCUUCAUCCUUCUGGAGAGGAAUGAUAUCCGGCAAAUUGGGAUCUGCCUACCUUCCUGUCCACUGGGAUACUUUGGCCUUCGCAAUACAGACAUGAACAAGUGCAUCAAAUGCAAAAUUGAGAACUGUGAGUCCUGUUUCAGCCGAAACUUUUGCACAAAAUGUAAGGAAGGUUUGUAUUUGCACAAAGGGAGAUGUUACGUCACAUGCCCUGAAGGCUACUCUGCUGCCAACGGCACCAUGGAGUGCAGCAGUCCUGCACAAUGUGAAAUGAGUGAGUGGGGUCCCUGGGGGCCCUGCUCCAAGAAGAGGAAGCUGUGUGGCUUCAAGAAGGGUAAUGAGGAUCGAACGCGGCGGAUCCUGCAGGCUCCCUCUGGAGACGUGUCCCUGUGCCCCGCCACCACGGAGGUGCGGAGGUGCACCGUGCAGAAGAGCCAGUGCCCCGAAGGGAAAAGGAAGAAAAAAGAAGAGCAAGGAAAGCAAGAUAAUACCAAUGGGAACAGAAAUCGGAAAGACACCAAAGAUGCUAAGUCUGGCACCAAGAAGAGGAAGAGCAAACAGAGAGGGGCCGUGGUCCCCGCCACAUCUGCCAGCCCUACCCAAUAGCUGCCCCUUUCCGUCACCUGAUGGCAAGACUUCAUUGCUGCUAUGUAUAUGAAAGCUUUAUUGAACCAGAGCACUGCUACACAACAUUACACAUGUUCCGAAAGACAGACAUAUACUCCUAGACUAGACCCGACAGAAGCCACAUACACGAUACUUAAGGAGGCUGCACCCCCAGGACGCGGACGGCACCCCUCCGUGGCAGUGGGACGCUGCAGGGACAAGAGGUGAGGAUGAACCAGAGCAAAGGACAAGGGCACAGGACCUUAUGACACAGUGCCUCCACGCCGAGCCAGCCGCCUGGCCCCGGCACAGCACGGUGGCAGCCUGGCGGACACAGCUGGGACUGAAUUUCUGCUCUUCCAGACCAGGGAACUGGACUCACACAAAGGCAGUGGCCUCUUUCUCUUCCCCUCCCCUUUAUUUUGUGUUUUAAGCUGUAUGACUUUAUCAUUGAGAAUAAUACAUGUUAAACAUUUGUGGUAAGAGGUCAGUGGUAUCUGCCCUGAAUCUGCUUCAAAGAGUUAUUUCAAAUUAAACAAAAAAAAAAAAAAAAAGAUGACAACCAGCUUCCUGAGUGUGUGGUUCAUGCCUUGGCCCCUAUGGAGGCUGGUGUCCCACAGGACGAGACUCACUUGUGGAAGAGAAACACACAAAAGCUGUAAGAAAACCCCAGAAAAUGCUGCCAGCUGCGUUGCAGCCUGAGCUCAGCCCCGCUGCCCGCACAGGACCCACGCUGCUCCCCGCCACCCCCCGAGGAAGUUCCCGUUAAAGGACCCAGCUCAAGAAAAUGAGAGGUUACAACACACCGCAGGUUGCCGAAACGUUGUGACUUUGUUCAUACGGUCACAGCUACCAGACUCCAGGCCAGGCCUGUCCGUUCGGCCCAGCACUGCCCCAACACACACUAAGAGGGAAUGAAGGCGGGAGGGGGAUGGCACGGUUCAGGCCCCAUGAAGAAAAGCAAACGUUUAAGUUUGGUAGAAAGCACUGGUCUCCGCGUCACCAACGGGAAUGUCCUGGAUUGAGCAAAAACGCUCCUGCUCUGCAGGAAUUGGCACCUGGGCAGAGGAGCCAGGAGGAGGACGGUGCUGGAUGGAGACGUGGUGAGACCGGAGCGGGCGCAUGCUUCACACUGCCCUUCUCGGCAUGGAGAGCCUUGCCCUUGACAUAACAUGGCACCUCGCUCAGUUUCCCUUAUAUUUUAAAUCGUGCUUCCUCGAUAUAAAUAGGGGCAGAUAUUUAAUUCCUCUACAGUUCAGCAAAACCCCUCUGGUCCCAAGGGAUGGAGCCGGGGAGGUCCCCAGCGAUGUGCAGUGCUGCACCGCUGAAGCUCCCGACUCCCCCAGUAAGACAAGGGGCAGGGAAAAGCCAACCCCAAAGCUAAAGCUGUCCAACCCAAGUAGCGCUGCCCUUGCUUUUGUACCACUGCCUCUGCCUCGCAGGGGUUGCCUGUGGUGGAAAGCCCCUGGCACGUGGUUCUGGGUGCCUCCCCGGCGGGGUGCCGGUGCUCUUCCACGAGGGGAUGCGGGCGGCGCAGCUCUGGUGGGGACAGCCGAGGCUCCUCUUGCCCCGUUGCACUGCGGCUGCUUUGGCAGAGGUCAGGACGUGGGAGCUGCAUAGUUGUUUCAGCCCCAGGGCUGUACCAAGCUCUCCGUGACUGCUCUGCUGGCAGCAAAACCUUUCAGCCCAUCAUCCACUUUGUGUUUAAGUAAACAAGAAGCCGUUAUAUCUUUUAAAGGGGAUUCCAUUUCAGCACAAUGAUAAACGACCAGCAUACCAAGCAGAGAGAGAACGAGGUUCUUAAAGUCAUCCUUUGAGUUGUUUAUGGAUCAUGUUCAGACGACUCCUGAAGGCCUCCCAGUUGAAAGAUCAGAUCUCACUUUGCUUUCUAGCCUCAGCUAGCCUGUGAGAUAAGUAUUUUGUUUGUGACAUGGCACUGCAUGUAAGCAGAAUCAUUUUUCCCUUCCGCUUUUUAGCAGCAAUAAUCAGUAACCCUUUCAUGAACCUCAGCUUGCUAAUUCAUAAACCACUCUUUCUUCCCUCCUGCUUCAGUAUCUCAAUCCAGUUCUCAACAAGGAUUAAAGAGAAGAGAGAGUGCAUUAGUAAGGUUUUAGACGCUAAGGCUCUGUUAACUGACUGGAUUCCCUAACUCAUGGCAAUAUUAGUGCAAAUAUUUCAAAACUAAACAGCAUAUAAUAAAUCAACACAACAUAUCUUGUAGACUUUUCUAGAGUUUUUUUUAGAAAAACUGAAGAACUUAUUUCUGUUGCACUCUUUUCCCUUCUUUCUUCCUUUUUCAUAGUGAAAUGGGAAGAAAAAGGGAGGAAGGCAAAUGAAAGUUUAAAAUGUGUAUUAAGAAAAUCCAUGAUUUUUCAUUAUGGAUGAUUAAAAAUGAAACUGUUUUAGAAAAAUUAGAAGGAAAUUAUAAAAAAAAAGAUCAAUUUCCUUUCUUUAAUCAGCUCAAGAAUAGUGCUUAUGCCCACUCUCAGACAGCUGGUUCAUUUCAGAAUUUAGAAACCUUUUGCCUUUGACCAACGUGUUUUGCACGCUGAGCUCGACAGUCCAAAAUGGAGAUCUCCUUAGAUAGAUUGAUAUCAUCUCAACUCACAUGCACAUGAAUGCUCUCUUUCAGCCCACCAAAUAAAAUCUGUUGUGGUGUUCUCUCCGUGGCAUCACUGUAAAAUAUGCUUCUUUAAACAAAUAAAUAAAGAAAUGGGUUUGC
Molecule: messenger RNA, 4203 nt
Organism: Cygnus olor (mute swan)
Lineage: Eukaryota; Metazoa; Chordata; Aves; Anseriformes; Anatidae
Gene: RSPO1
Product: R-spondin 1
Exons: 6
Coding region: 699-1481 (260 amino acids)
Source: RefSeq, a predicted model, not a curated record